GCAAACCCACACAACUACGACGCGUGGUUUGAUUACCUCCGCCUGGUGGAGAACGACGCCGACCCCGACACAGUGAGAGAGGUUUAUGAGAGAGCCAUCGCCAACAUGCCCCCCAUCCAGGAGAAGAGACACUGGAAACGAUACAUCUACCUGUGGAUCAACUACGCUCUGUACGAAGAGCUGGAGGUCAAGGAUCCUGAGAGAACAAGGCAGGUGUACCAGGCCUGUCUGGAUCUCAUCCCACAUAAAAAGUUCACAUUUGCUAAGAUUUGGCUGCUCUACGCUCAGUUUGAGAUCCGGCAGAAGAACCUGCAGGGAGCCAGAAAGGUCAUGGGUACUGCGAUCGGUAAAUGCCCGAAGAACAAACUGCUGAAGGGCUACAUCGAGCUUGAGCUGCAGCUGCGUGAGUUCGACCGCUGCAGGAAGCUGUAUGAGAAGUACCUGGAGUUCAGUCCGGAGAACUGCACCACCUGGAUCAAGUUCUCGGAGCUGGAGACGAUCCUGGGAGACAUCGAGAGAGCCCGCGGCAUCUUCGAACUCGCCAUCGGACAACCACGACUGGACAUGCCAGAGGUGCUGUGGAAGUCCUACAUUGACUUUGAGAUUGAGCAGGAGGAGUAUGGAAACACCAGAAACCUUUACAAAAGGCUGCUGCAGCGCACCCAGCAUGUCAAGGUUUGGAUCAGCUACGCCAAGUUCGAGCUGUCCAUCGACAGCCCCGACAGGCUGCAGCAAUGCCGGCAGAUCUUCGAGGAGGCCAACAAGAGCAUGAGGAACUGCGAGGAGAAGGAGGAGCGGCUGAUGCUGCUCGAGUCCUGGAGCGACUUUGAGAAGGAGUUCGGCUCCGACAGCACCAUGGAGAGAGUCAGGAAGCUGCUGCCAGAGAAGGUGAAGAAGAGGAGGAAGCUGACGGCCGAGGACGGGUCGGACGCGGGCUGGGAGGAGUACUACGACUACAUCUUCCCAGAGGACGCCGCCAACCAGCCCAACCUCAAACUGCUGGCCAUGGCAAAGAUGUGGAAGAGGAAGCAGAUGGUGGAAAAUGAGGUUCCAGAAGAAACUGAAGCUCCAAUGGACGAGGGGACGACAUCGCCGUCCUCCGACGACCCUGCAGCUCCUCCCGAAAAGCUGCCGGAAAACGACUCAGACGGAAACACAGCGACCGAAAAAGAGCAGGAGAAGACGUACGACGACCGAGACGACAGCAGCAGCAGCAGCGAGAGUGACAGUAAUGAUGAAAAAGAUGGAGAGGAAGAUAAGAAAGAGAGCCGGAGCGGAGACGAAGAUAAAGAUAAAGACUAAAGUGAUGUUUUUGUAGGAAAGUUUCCUCGCUCAGGGACACGAGGGGAGUGACGUUCAUCGUGAAUGGAUUUUUUUCUACUGAUCUGUUUUUCUAACAAAAACAACAAACCCAGCUGAGCAGUCUUUAUUGUAUGACCCAUGUUUUCUGUGUAACGGUGCCAUUAGACAUACAUCAAGUCAAACUCA
Micropterus dolomieu (smallmouth bass) is the source of this 1488-nucleotide messenger RNA. Its product is annotated as crooked neck-like protein 1. The transcript is spliced from 7 exons. Lineage: Eukaryota; Metazoa; Chordata; Actinopteri; Centrarchiformes; Centrarchidae. Gene Ontology annotation, molecular function: protein binding. The record is from RefSeq and is a predicted model, not a curated record. Gene Ontology annotation, biological process: spliceosomal complex assembly; mRNA splicing, via spliceosome. Gene Ontology annotation, cellular component: precatalytic spliceosome; U2-type catalytic step 2 spliceosome; post-mRNA release spliceosomal complex. The annotation marks the transcript as partial.